AUGUCAGACUGGCAGCAUGUGCCGACAGACCCUCCUCCGCCGUACAGCGCUGAUGUGCCUUCCCCGGCCGCUCGACAGCGAUAUCGCACAGACCCCCGGCUCACUCCUCGACAUCGCAUCGUCUCUCAUAGCCGAGGGAUCCCCUUCGAAGUCUUGACGCUGUUGUGUCGAUAUCUGACCGAGAGAUGUCCUUCCCUCCUGGUGUGCCUCUCUCUGACAUGCAAAAGGAUAUAUCAAGUAGUCCUCCCACAUCUGUACCACACCAUACGCAUCGAUCGCAGUUCGUUCCCAAAGCUACUACAUGGCGUCCACCUUCCCAGCCCGCCUAACCUGCUCUCAUUCCGACUGGAUGGUACUCUGCCCCCAGAAUUCAUCCCGUCAGACACUCUCAAGCGACGUACCGAGGCUUUCCGGCUCGUCGAAACGGUCGUAGUGGAAGGAUUUGUCCCUGACAUCUGGCACUCUGAGUCCGUGACCGCUCUCCAUCCCGGGACCAUCCUCUUUCCACAAGCGAAAAGCCUAUUCAUUUCAGCCGAGACUCUCAUGGCAUGUAUACAUUGGGAGAUGGUCGGUCCUACGAUAGCUACAAACACGUCUCAUCCGUUCCUUGGAGCUCUCAAGAGAAUCGUCAAGCCCGGACAUGUGGAGAUUACAAGUGGAAUAUGGGCGACAGCUUCGCUUGGCAGGCGGCUGACAAGCCAGGAUCUUGACUCAUUUGUCCGAAGCGGCAAAAAGCUUCUGAAGAGACUCUUUAAUAGCUGGAAACUGGACAAACUGGUAUUUCAUGGGUUGACCAACGAAUGGAUGAUCUGCGCAGACGACUGCAAAAGGGUGGUCUUGCACUACGUCAGCAGUGGGAGGGGCGAGGAUUUCAGCAACGACAGAGUUAGCGCGGUGCAAGGCGCGUUGGAGGAACUCAAUGGUAUGCAAGGUACCAGACUUGUCAUCGUCGGGUCAGGCGAGUCUAGACGGACUGAAGCGUCAGGUCACACGUCCACCUCGCUACAGCGAACAUCCGCCCCAAUCAAGCCGGACAUCAAAGGCAGAAUUCUACGAGCGUGUCAAGCCAGCGAGGUGAUCAGCGUUACCGACGAAGCGCUGUCACGCAUACAACAAGCUGGUCCCUCAUCCGCCAACUUGGUAUCAAGCGUGAAGGAGCGAAUAGAUUGCUACGUACCUUCCGAGAUCAACCGCCUACCGCCAGAAACCCGUCGGAUGAUCGGUUUGGGACCGAGGUGCGAUUGUUAUCGACCGAAGGAUUCGCGUUCUUAUGACCUUCGUGAGGUAAGACCGGUACUGAUACCCGAUCCUAUCGAUGAGCGCUCCAGUACUAUCAAAGGUGUCGGCAAAUUCGUGUGGGUACGGCGUGAUCAAUGA
This is a messenger RNA of Kockovaella imperatae, 1377 nucleotides long. RefSeq lists its product as hypothetical. The transcript has a single exon. The record is from RefSeq and is a predicted model, not a curated record. NCBI's taxonomy places the organism in Eukaryota, Fungi, Basidiomycota, Tremellomycetes, Tremellales, Cuniculitremaceae. Bases 1 to 1377 code for a protein of 458 amino acids.